Messenger RNA from Penicillium mononematosum, 1770 nucleotides. RefSeq lists its product as uncharacterized. Bases 1 to 1770 code for a protein of 589 amino acids. Gene Ontology annotation, biological process: transmembrane transport. Lineage: Eukaryota; Fungi; Ascomycota; Eurotiomycetes; Eurotiales; Aspergillaceae. Gene Ontology annotation, molecular function: transmembrane transporter activity. The transcript is spliced from 5 exons. The record is from RefSeq and is a predicted model, not a curated record.
AUGGAAAAGACAAACAUAUCCGAUCAGGUCACGCCGGCCACUACCAGCCGCGACCCUGAGAAAAUGGAGGGAUUCGACGUUCACCAGGGCGUGGACAACCCAUCCGAUGACAAGGCGAGCAUGUCCGAUCGGGACUCGCGUGACUUCCAAGGUGGUGUGCAGCGAGUGCGAGCCAUUACAUUGACAUGGUCAACCAAGACGCUCGUUCUGAUGUUCAUUCUGCUCUAUCUCGUGUCCUUCGUGGACGCACUCCUGAGCACAGUCGAAACCUCACUAAACCCCUACAUUACCUCCUCAUUCGGCAAGCACGGCCUCUUGACGGUCGUCAGCGUCCUCUCAACCAUCCUGGGCGGCUCAUCGAAGCUCACACUAGCCAAGAUCAUCGAUGUCUGGGGCCGUGUGGAGGGAUUCCUGAUUAUGCUUGUUCUUGUCGCGAUCGGUCUGAUCAUGAAAGCCACUUGCAAAAAUAUAGAGAUGUACACUGCAGCACACACUUUAUACUGGGUGGGCCACAUCGGUCUGACCUACGUCGUGGACAUCAUGCUGGCAGAUAUGACCUCCCUCCGGAACCGAAUGAUCAUGCUGGGCCUGAACGGUACACCCGGUAUCGCUAGUACCUUCGCAGGUCCGAAAAUUGCCGCACUCUUCUACGCCAACCUCGACUUCCAUUGGGCAUUCGGUGCGUUUGCUAUUAUGCAGGUUGGAGUUUGUAUCCCCGUCGCUGUGGUGAUGCUGUUUAUGCAACGUCGGGCGGAGAAGAGCGGUGCUCUUGAGAAGACUUAUUCUGGACGUAACUGGUGGCAGUCGAUCACUCACUAUGUCAUCGAGUUCGAUGUUGUCGGAAUCAUCUUGGUCACUGCCGUAUUCACCCUAAUCCUGCUCCCGUUUAGCAUCGCCCCCUACGGACCCAAGGGAUGGGCGACCGGAUACAUCAUUGCGAUGGAAGUGCUCGGCGUAGCAUGCAUUCCCGCAUUCUACGUCUGGGAGCGAUACGCACCGGUGCAAUUCCUUCCGUGGAAGUAUCUGAAACAGCCAACAAUGAUCGGCUCAUGCAUGCUGUACGGCGUGAUGUUCAUCUCCAUCUUUGCCUGGAACAGCUACUUCAGCUCGUACCUGCAAGUCGUAAACAGACUUGACAUCACGUCAGCCAACUACGUGCUCAACGCUUUCUCCCUGACCUCUUACAUCUUCAGUCCUAUCUUUGGCCUAGUAAUCAGAUGGACCGGUGACUUCCGAUGGACCGCCAUGGCUGGUAUCCCAAUCUUCCUUCUCGGAACGGCUCUUCUGAUCCCGUUCCGUGCGCCAGACACCCACGUGGGCCUGCUAACAAUGGUCCAAAUUCUCGUGGGUCUCGGCAGCUGCAUGUUCACUGUGUGUGGACAGAUCGCUGUGAUGGCGAUCGUAACGCACCAGGAGGUCGCCGUUGUGAUAGCGAUCUGGGGAUUGUUCGGGUCGAUUGGAGCCGCCGUGGGAUCUGCUAUUGCUGGUGGCAUGUGGAAUAAUAUGUUCCUGAAGGAGCUAACUGAACGGCUGCCGCUGGAGAGUAAGCAUCUUGCGGCCACUAUCUAUGCCAAUAUCGUGACGCAGAUGAAGUACGCCGAUGGCACCCCUGAGCGGGAAGCUAUCGUUGGGGCUUAUGCUGAUAUCCAGAGGAAGAUGGUGAUUGUUGGUGUUUGUUUCGUACCGCUGUGCAUUGUGUGCACUUGGUUCUGGAGGAACGUUAAUGUUAAGAAGUUGCAGAAGGAGCAGACGACUGGAAACGUUUGGUAG